AUGCCCGCUCAGAGGCUACUCCGAAAGUCACCGCUCCAAUGCUCUCAAUGUAGUGAGCUACAGAUGGAGUGUUCAAAGACUCGCCCUCAGUGCGACGGAUGCAGGCGUCAUCGCCUAUCCUGUCGUUACGGUGACUCGGCUCCCUCGAAACAACGCCGACCACACUCCGGUGUUCGGGCCUCCAAAGCGACCCCGUCCAAAGCGAAAGCUUCCUCUUCCUCCGACGACUCGUCCUCGUCCUCGUCGUCGUACUCCUCACCUUCCCCUCCCGCCCAACAAUAUCCUCCUGCUGCCGCCAGCCCCUCCACAUCCAAUUCCCCCGAGUCCAAUAUCUCCGAGGUCGAUCAGGAUGACAAGAGCAAGGUCUUGGAGGCUCAGGCUGGCAAACCGUCCGAGGACCCGAAUCCCGAAGAUCAGUGCCUAUUAGAUAACUGGUACAAGUCCACGCAACAAUCCCUCGCGCACAGCAAAAGCGGGGACCAUCCAUGGCAGGCCAUUAUCCGGCGCGAGACGUCCCAACACCCUGCCUUGAGGCAUAGCACGUUGGCUCUGUCCGCCCUAGAACUCGCAUCUACCAGUGAGGCUGGUACUCCGCAACGCGAGCGUCACUUGCAGGCGGCCGGGAAUCAUUACACGCAAGCCACGGAGAAGCUACUGAACGUCCUAGAAACCCCGACAGCGUCCGGGCCCAAUGCAGCAUUCUCCGCUGCAAGUAUUCUGUUUAUGUGCGACCUUGCAUCCUCUGCGCUGGCCGGAGAGGGCUCCAAGUCGGUACUCCCGUCGCUCGACAGCCAGACACCCACCGCUCAAACGGAGAGUCAUGACCCCUCGCCUUCAUCCUCUUCUUCCCUGCAGAAGCUCCUCGACCUCUUCGACACCAUCAGAGCAUUACUCCCCAGCCCCGAGACCCUAAACAAAGUCGAAAACGGCGCGCUCAGAGACCUUUUCACCCAAGGAGAUCCGUACCACCAACUGCCCAGCACCUACACCCUCACCAUCCUCUCCAUGAAGAACCUGAACGCCGUCAGCGCGAAAAAAGACCCAGCGCACGAGACGGCCGUCUACAACGACACCAUCGCGAACCUAGACAACUCGCUCGAAAUGCUCACCAAAGGCGGCGAUCCGACGACGAUCGCCCUGCGCUGGAUGUUCCGCAUUCCCAGCCGGUACCUGGAUCUUGUCCGGGAGGAACAACCCCUAGCGCUCAUAAUCUUCGCCCAUUACUGCGCGGUUUUGCACCACCUCCGCGACCGGUGGUGGAUGGGUGACUUGGGGGCUCGGUUGUUGAAGGAGAUCUGUCGGCUUCUUGGGUCGGAGCGGAUGGGCUCGAUUUUAUGGGCCACGGAUAUCGUAGGCAUCCAAACAUAA
Aspergillus udagawae is the source of this 1368-nucleotide messenger RNA. RefSeq lists its product as uncharacterized. Gene Ontology annotation, molecular function: DNA-binding transcription activator activity, RNA polymerase II-specific; zinc ion binding. The record is from RefSeq and is a predicted model, not a curated record. Lineage: Eukaryota; Fungi; Ascomycota; Eurotiomycetes; Eurotiales; Aspergillaceae. The coding region runs from base 1 to 1368 and encodes 455 amino acids. The transcript is spliced from 2 exons. Gene Ontology annotation, biological process: regulation of transcription by RNA polymerase II.